AAAACUCAAUGAUGGAAUGAAUAUUGCAAUAUAAGGCAAGGCGCUUCUUUCUCAAAGUUUCUCGCUUGUUGCUUUAGCAGGGGCGCUCACGUUUUUUGGCUCCUUCCCGGCCCGGAAGUUCGCUUCUGGGUCCGGUCACGUCCCCUAUUUCACGUUUACGCCUAGGCCCUCGAUUUGCCCUAGCUUUACGCUAGCCUUUCCCCGUAUGAAGCCCUUACCUAGCGGGUCUUUCCGUUGCGGCUGGAUCGACUGAAACUGCCUUAACUACUGCCGCAGGUGGAUCAACUACAAUUGGCUCUUCAGCGGAUUAGUAGGUUCCGAAUCAACCCCGUCGGAUGGAUUCAGUGAAACAAACUUACUUGGUUCAGGGAGUUUUGGCUCUGUAUAUCUGGGAAAACUCAAUGAUGGAAUGAAUAUUGCAAUUAAGGUUUUCAAUUUAGAAUUGGAAACAGCAUUGACAGGUUUUGAUAAUGAAUGCAAAGUGUUAUACAAUCUUCGACAUAGAAAUCUUAUCAAAAUCAUCAGCAUUCAUAGCAGGAUCAAGUUCAAAGCCUUGAUACUCGAACAUAUGCCUCUUGGAAGCCUUGAAAAUUGGUUGUACAAUCCAAGUAAUAGUUUGAGCAUGCUACAGAGGUUGAACAUCAUGAUAGAUGUUGCGUCAGCAUUGGAAUAUCUUCAUCAUGGCUAUUCACCACCUGUUGUUCAUUGUGAUAUAUGUGAAGUCCAGCCGCACCACCACUGCACCGACAGUGUGAAGACUGCACAGCCAUCACUUUUGACACCACUGCACCGACAGCCACCAUUUUUGACAAUGGCCAUUGCUGCACCGAAAAUGGAUUGUUCAACAAUUGUGGGCUCUGCAGAGGCUGUUGAAGAUUGUAGCCAUGCAACCGACCUUGUAAGCCUAUAAAUAGGCUCCAUCCCGUUGUAUGCAAGCCAAGCAAAGAGAGCAAGCUCAAUAUUAUCCCAAGUGAGGAAUAUUGAGAGAAAACUCCGAGAGAGAGAGUGUUUAAGUUCCAGAGAGAGCUUGAGAGAAGAGUGAGCAAAUUUUAGAGAGAGUUUGACAGUAAGGGGAGAGAUUCCACGUGAGAAUCCAAGA
Ziziphus jujuba (common jujube) is the source of this 1099-nucleotide messenger RNA. RefSeq names its product receptor kinase-like protein Xa21. Gene Ontology annotation, molecular function: protein kinase activity; ATP binding. Lineage: Eukaryota; Viridiplantae; Streptophyta; Magnoliopsida; Rosales; Rhamnaceae. The transcript has a single exon. Gene Ontology annotation, biological process: protein phosphorylation. The record is from RefSeq and is a predicted model, not a curated record. Bases 410 to 910 code for a protein of 166 amino acids.